Messenger RNA from Prunus avium (sweet cherry), 5299 nucleotides. The record is from RefSeq and is a predicted model, not a curated record. NCBI's taxonomy places the organism in Eukaryota, Viridiplantae, Streptophyta, Magnoliopsida, Rosales, Rosaceae.
CACUAAAGAAAUAGUGAGGAAGAACUUGAAACUUUGACCAGUAAAAAAUAAAAGCUUUAUUUACCAAAAAUAUUCUAACACAAUAAUGGACGACAGCUGUAUGACGAGUUUAACCGUGAGGGUUCACCACGUUACAAACGCGCUUGUCCUUUUGCAAUAAUAUUCUCACUCGAAGACUCCAAGUCAAUAGUUUAAGACUCCAAGUCAACGAUACUGAGAGCAACAUAAAUCUUAACUUCUCAACAGCCAAAUCCUUUGCUGCAAAACUUGCUUCAAAUCUUAACUCAAGUCCAAAUUCUUUGAAAAGAAUCGAAACAUGGCUUUGGUUGGAGAGGCUAUUCUCUCUGCCUCCUUGCAGGUGCUGUUUGACAAGAUUGGUUCCAGGGAGUUCGUGGACUUGUUCCGGAGAAAGAAACUGGACGAGUCGCUUGUGAAGAAACUGGAGAUAACGUUGUUGAGCCUUAAUGCGGUGCUUAAUGACGCGGAGGAGAAGCAAUUCCUGAACAGCUACGUGAAAGAGUGGCUUGAUAAGCUUCAAGAUGCUGUCUUUGAUGCGGAUGACCUUCUCGAUGAGAUCAAUGCUGAAGUUUUGCGAUGCAAGGUGGAAGCUGAAUUUCAAACCGUCACAAAUAAGGUGUGGAACUUCCUCCCUACUUUUCUUGAUCAUAAUUAUCAAGGCAUGAAUGGUAGGAUUCAAGAGUUGCUUGAAAGAUUAGAACACCUAGCAAAACAAAAGGAUGUGCUUGGCCUGAGAGAAGGUGUUGUUGGGGGAAAGGUUGCUCAAAGAACUCCAACAACUUCCUUGGUGGAUGAAUCUUCUGUGUAUGGUAGGGAUGGAGAUAAAGAAAAGCUGAUGAAACUGUUGUUAUCUGAUGAUGCAAGCGACAAGGAUGUCUCCGUCAUCACCAUAGUGGGAAUGGGAGGCAUUGGCAAGACAACCCUCGCUCAGCUCCUUUAUAAUGAUGACAAAGUGAAAGAGCAUUUUAAUCUUAGAACCUGGGCGUAUGUUUCGGAAGCUUUUGAUGUUACUAGGGUAACUAAGACCCUACUUGAGUCAGUCAGUUCAAAAGCUUACGAUAAUAAAGACCUGAGUUUUCUUCAAGUUGAGCUAGGACAACAAAUAAAGGACAAGAAAUUUUUAUUUGUAUUGGAUGACCUUUGGAAUGAGAACUAUGGUGAUUUGAGUCUCCUACAACGUCCUUUUGCAUCCGGAGCAUGGGGAAGUAGGGUCAUUGUGACAACACGGAACAAAAGUGUUGCAUCUCUCAUGCGCACCGUUCCAAUUCACUAUUUGAAACAGUUGUCUGAUAAGGAUUGCUGGUUGUUACUUUCAAAACAUGCCUUCGAAAAUGGAAACUCAAGUGCACAUCUAGAGCUAGAAGAAGUUAGUAAGAAAAUUGCUUCUAAGUGCAACGGUUUACCAUUAGCUGCAGAGACACUUGGAGGCCUCCUGCGUUUCAACACAAAUUAUGAGGAAUGGAACAGCAUACUAAAUAGCAAUAUUUGGGAGUUGCCUCCUGAAAAAUGUAAUACAAUUCCAGCUCUAAGAUUGAGUUACCAUUAUCUCCCAACUCAUUUAAAAUGGUGUUUUGCUUAUUGCUCAAUUUUUCCGAAGGGCUAUGAAUUCCAAAAGGAAGAUAUUGUUCUACUGUGGGUGGCAGAAAGUUUAAUUCCACAAGCUGAGAGUGAGAAAAGAAUGGAAGAGCUCACUAAGAAAUACUUUGAUGACUUAUUGUCACGAUCAUUUUUUCAAAGCUCAAGAAAUGAGAAGUUCACAAUGCAUGAUCUCAUCAAUGACUUAGCUAUGUCUGUGUCAAGGGAAUCUUGUUUGAGAUGGGAAGGGGGCGAAUCCCAUGAAGUUUUGAAAAGGGUUCGGCAUUUGUCGUAUGCUAUAGGGCAAUUUGAUUGUGCUGCGAAAUUUGAGCCAUUAUAUGAGGUUAAGCAUUUGCGAACCUUCCUACCUCUAAGUAGAGAAUGGCAUCAGAGAUAUGUAAGUAAAAGGGUUUUACAUGAGUUAGUGCCAUCUCUAUUAUGUUUACGGGUGCUAAAGUUGUCAGAAUAUGGUAAUAUUUUUAAGUUACCCAAUUCUAUUGGUAACCUCAUUCAUUUGCGCUACUUGGAUUUCUCUAAAACUGCAAUCAAGAGGUUACCUUCCACAGUUUGCACUCUCUACAGUCUACAAACAUUAUUGUUAUCAUAUUGUUUCUCUCUAAUUGAAUUGCCUACAGACAUGAGGAAAUUGAUUAACUUGAGGCAUCUUGAUUUUAGUGGAACACCAAUUCAAGAGAUGCCAGUGCAAAUGGGUAGACUAAAAAGUUUGAGAACAUUGACUACUUUUGUUGUGGGGAAAUCUACUGGGUCGACUAUUGGUGAAUUGGGGGAGUUGUCCCAUCUUGGAGGAAAACUUUCAAUUUUGAAGCUUAAUAAUGUAGUUGAUGGUAGGGAUGCCUUGCAAGCUAAUUUGAAGAACAAGAAAGAUCUGAAGGAGUUAGAGUUGGCAUGGGACUCCGAAGAUGCCGAUCAUUCUGAAAAGGUGAGAGAUGUACUUGACAAGCUCCAACCUUGCAUGAAUUUGGAGAAAAUGACCAUCCAACUUUAUGGCGGGACCAGCUUCCCAAACUGGUUGGGAGACUCUGCCUUCAAUAAAAUAAAAGUUAUGCGCCUCGAAGGCUGUCAUUAUUGCUUCGAGUUGCCACCGCUUGGACAGCUACCUGCUCUUAAGGAGCUCUUCAUAUGUAAGAUGAAAUUUCUUAGGACGUUAGGUCCUGAGUUGUAUGGUCAGCCAUUUCAGCCAUUUCAGCCAUUUCAAUCGUUGGAGAUGUUGGAGUUUAAGGAGAUGGCAGAGUGGGAGGAAUGGGUACCAAGUGGGAGUGGAGGUCCAGACUUUCCUCGUCUCCAGAAGCUGAUUCUAGAAAAGUGUCCAAAGCUGAGAGGAAGCUUGCCUUGUGAUCUACCUUGCUUGAAGAAGCUUAGUGUGAACUGGUGUGGGUUUUUACAUGAUCAAAGGGCCACUGCUACUACUAGUACUAGUACCAAUCUCAACUACAAUUCUCUUCAAGAAUUGAGAAUAGAAGAUGGAUGCCAAACAGGUCUGUUAUCAUUACUAGAGACAAAACUCCUGUCCCAACUUGACAUUAGACAUUUUAAUGACAUACAAUUCUUACCCAACAUCAAUCGUCUUCAAAGUUUGACUCUCUGGAAUUGUCCAACCCUGUCGUCGUUCCCUGAAGAUGGCCUACCCACUACGUUGACAUUACUGUCUAUAUACAACUGUAGGAGAUUAGAAUUCCUACCUCAUGAGAUGUUGGCCAAAUUAACAUCGCUCGACCUUUUGAGUAUACAGGAUAGCUGUGAUUCAAUGAGGUCCUUCCCCUUGGGCAUUUUUCCCAAAUUGACGACACUUAUUAUUGGCUAUUGUGAGAAUCUGGAAUCGCUUUGCUUGAUUGAAGAAGAAGGAGCGGUUGAGAAUCUAAGUCAUCUCAAUCAAUUGGUUAUCGUCGGGUGUCCAAAUCUGGUGUGUUUUCCGCAGGGAGGAUUGCCCACUCCCAACCUGACUCAAUUGGACCUCAGGAGAUGCGAUAAGUUAAAGUCAUUACCUGAACGCAUUCACACCCUCACAGCCCUUCAAUAUUUGACUAUAAGUGAUCUUCCAAAUCUGGAGUCAAUUGCAGAAGAUGGGGGUUUGCCUCCCAACCUCCGAGAUUUUAGCAUUGAGAAUUGUGAGAGACUGAGGGCUUCAUCUUCAUCAGUGGGAGACUACUGUAACUGGGGUUUGCAAGCACUUGUCUCCCUUAAAUACCUUAAUAUUUGUGGCAGGGGAAGUGAUGAAAUCUUGGAGACGUUGCUCAAGCAACAGCUGCUCCCUACCACUCUUCAGAGUCUCCGCAUCGAGGAACUUUCAACUCUGAAAUCUUUGGAUGGAAAGGGACUUGCACACCUUACUUCUCUUCGAAGUCUAUAUAUUCAUAGUUGUAAGAGUCUGGAAUUCCUUCCAGGAGAGGCACUUCAACACCUCACUUCUCUUCAAGAGCUAUAUCUUUAUGACUGUCCGAGUCUCCAAUUCCUGCCAGAAGAGGCACUUCAACACCUCACUUCUCUUCAAACUCUAGGUAUUGGUGGGUGUGACAGUAUUCAAUUCCUGCCAGAAGAGGGUCUGCCGCCAUCUCUUUCUUAUCUGAGCAUCUCCAAUUGCUCUGCCCUGAAGAAAAGGUAUGAGAAUAAGACGGGACAAGAUCAUUGGGCAAGCAUAUCUCACAUUCCAGGCAUCAAGAUAAAUGGCCAACUCAUCAUACGAUGAUAUGACUUCUCUCUCUCUCUCAUAGAGACAAACAAACUCAGGUCAGGGUUCAGGGUUCAGGAAAUGUUCUCCAGGUGGAGCUCUAGCAAGAGACCAGCAUUUGGACAAUGUGGUAAACGGAUCUCAAUCUAACAUAACAAGCAUCACAUGUCCAUUCAUGACAAAGUGGGAGGAAUGAAGACCAGAAGGCCGGUGUCCAGAUUGCCUUUAGACAAGUGUGGGGUUCUACAUGAUGAAAGGGCCACUACUACUCGUAACAUGGACUACUUAUCUCUUGAAGAAUUAGAAAAAUAUAUGAUGGAUGCCCAGGUCUGUUCUCGUUACUAGAGACAAAGUUCCUGUUCGUGUUCCUAUUUGAUACGAUGCCAUUUCCAAUUCAAACUUUUCAGGAGUAUCUUGUUGAGCUGAGAUAUGCAUGAAAAUGAAAAGCCUCAUUGUAUAGCUAUUAGAACUGGCUUUUCAAAAUCCUAUGAGGAACAAAAGUAUGAGAAAACACACGAAGAAUGACCUUAUCAUCUUCCAUCAAACUCAAGAAAUGCAUGCUCUAAUGAGUUGAAGUUGAAGAUUCGGGAAAGAAUGAAAGCUGUAGCAGAAAACAUAGGGCUGAGAUCUCUCCAAGGUGAUUGUGGAGAGGUUUGCCAAUUGACCUUAGUGAAAUCAAAAAAGAAAAAUAGUUCAUUUGUGUUUGGAGGGGCGGCCUUCAUCUGAUCUGACAGCAUGGAAAAGCUCUCCUUGUGUUGUUGAAGAAUUCUUCAUCUCAAACAAGAUAAAGUAAUGUUAAACCCUGGGGGGCACGUUGUCGUUUGGUUUUCUUGCAAGAAAACUUUAUCGGAUGAUGAUGAAGUUGUUGAGAGUUCCUUUCUAUGUAAUGCCAUAUGCAGCCAGUUUGCUGGCCUUUGUCUAUGAAUCCUUCAAAGACAGCCAUGGAUUGUUUACUUAAACCUGUUAAAGCUCGUAUUGUUGAAGUUCAAUUUCCUCUUGUCCCGCAUUGAAAGAUUAUAG